CUCUAACCUUUUCCUUCUCUUCUCUCUCUCGAAACCUUAAUCCUCUUUUUUGUCCCUUCAAACCCUAAUUCUUUUUUUGGUCUCUUUAAACCCUAAUCCUCUGCAUUUCUUCUUUUAAACCCUAAUCAUUUUGCGUCUUCCGCUUUGUUUUGCGUCUCUUAGCCUCUGCAAAAAUGGUGCUCGCGUACUGUAAGUUUGUAGCUAAAUGUCGGAGUUCUAUGGUUACUUUUUGUAAACCCUAAUCCUCCUGGCAUUUUUUUUUACGUAUUUGGCCUCUGCAACAAUGGCGGUACUCUACUCUGACUAAAUGUCGGAGUUUAAUGGUUGUUUAUUUAUUUUUAUGGUUUUACAUGUGUUGAGAUUGGAGCUCUGCAACAAUGGCGGUUUCACAGUGUAUUCUAUGGUUUAUUUAGUGACCUCUGUAACAAUGGGGCUGGUUUACUGUAACUAAAUGACGGAGGUGUAUGGUUAAUUGGUGGAGAUUGGAGCUUUGCAACAAUGGCGGUUUCAACUUUUUUUUCUGUGGUUUAUAUAUGCUUUUGAGCUCUGGAAGUAUGGAAGUUAUUUCUUUGGGACCUUUUUGUUAUGUUGGUGAUUGUGAAGUAAGAAUUCUGUUCCCCAUUAUCUGUCAUUUUUUGCAUUGAAGCAUUGCAAGAAUUGAGUUUGUUGUGGUGAUAAUCUGUUCCUUUUAUUAUUGUUCUCUGUGUACUUUGAGCUUCUGCUGCAACAAUGGUGCCAAUAUAACACAGCACUUCUUGUUCUCUUAUCUCGGUGCUUGUUCUUAUAAGUGGAGACCUUGAAAAAACGCCUCUCUUGCUGUUGAGGUCCAUGCUCUUUAUUAGUUUAUACCAUUACUCUCUGCAACAUUGCUCUUUCCUUAGCUAAAAAGUUCUUUUUCAUUGAGGAUGUAUUUCUUCACCUGAUUUCUUCUUCAUUAUUACUCUUACUCUCUCUCUCUCUCUCUCUCUCUCUCUCUCUCUUGCCACUUUAUUUGGACUGGUCCUCACCAUCUGCCUUCUACUUCAUUCCUCUUUGUUUCUCUUUUUAUAUUACAUGAUACUAAGUGUCUUGAGGACUCUAUUCUUAUUCUAAAUUUGUAGUCUCUCUCUCUCUCCCUCAUUCUUCAUUUGCCCCUUGCAAUCGGUCUCUUUGAUCUAAGAACAAUGGCUCUCCAAUUAUUAGUACCAAUUUGCUUGUUAUGCACUACCAGAAAGUGCUUUAACUUUAUGCAUGUCUUGCUUCUUCUUCAUCUUCUCCUCCCCUUGAACCCUGUUACAUCAGCCCACCAAGAUAUAUUCACACUUCUCCAGUUCAAGAAAGGCAUAAAACAUGACCCAUCAGGCUCUAUCUUCGAAUCAUGGAAUGAGGAAUCCAUUGACUUUAAUGGUUGUCCUUCUUCCUGGUUUGGCAUUGUUUGCAAUGGUCGUAAUGUGGCCAGCAUAUCCCUCAACAACCUGAAACUCUCUGGUGAAGUUAACCUGGGAAUCCUUUCCAACCUCUCCAUUUUAGUUCACCUUUCUCUCUCUAACAACUCUCUCUCUGGACUACUACCACCCAAAAUGGGCAAUUUUGCUAACAUUCAACAUCUAGACAUCUCAAACAACGUCUUUCAUGGAGAGAUACCACCUGAUAUAGGCCGGCUUCAUAAUCUGAAAAACCUCUCUCUCGCCAAUAAUGGAUUCACAGGUUCAAUUCCAAGCACAAUUCAGAACUUGGGUACAUUAGAAUGGAUGGAUUUGAGCUCUAACUACCUGACUGGCUUGAUUCCUACUGGCUUAGAUAGGCUUUUGAAUCUCAGAGUGCUUGACCUGCACCAAAACCAGCUUUCUGGUGGGGUUGAUCAUGCAGUGAAGUUAUUUCCUAGUGCUGUUUAUGUUGAUCUUAGUGGGAAUUCGUUUUUAGGUCCGAUUCCGUGGAGAAUGGCAUUUGGAUCAGUGGGUUCAGCCUUUGCUCUUGAGUAUUUGAAUCUCAGUAAAAACCAGGUUAGUGGGCCAAUUAUGUACAGUGAUGAUAUCCCUCUAUUUAACAGUUUGAAGGUGUUGGAUCUUAGCCAUAACCAGUUGUCGGGUGAGCUUCCGGGCUUUCAGUUUGUGUAUGCUCUGGAGGUUCUGAACCUGGGGAGCAAUCAGUUUUCUGGCUCUCUACCAAAUGAGCUUCUAAGACAGGAUUCUUUGGUCUUAACUGAUCUGGACCUUAGUGCCAACAAUUUGUCUGGUCCAUUGGACAUGAUCACAUCCACAACCUUAAGGAACCUGAACCUCUCCUCCAAUUUGCUAUCUGGUAAUCUUCCCUCCAAAAUUGGCAGCUGCACUAUUGUGGAUCUUUCAAGAAACAGAUUUACUGGAAGCUUGUCAGUAAUCACUGCAUGGAAUGACAAUGUUGAAGUCCUCGAUUUGAGCUGCAAUUAUUUAUUUGGGCUGAUCCCUUUGGAUGCCUUGGUUUUUCUAAGAUUGAGCUAUUUGAAUAUUUCCUUUAAUUCUCUGGGAGGUCCUAUAGCAUCUAUAAUGCCCCAUUAUCCUAAGCUCCAAGCACUUGAUCUCUGCUCCAAUCACUUCAAUGGAUCUCUUCCAACCAACCUUCUUGCAUCCCCCACAGUUAAAAAACUUUAUCUUUGUAAUAAUAAUUUCAGUGGGGCAUUUCCUAAGAGCGUUUCUUCAAACCCAUCUGAUCCUAUGUUUUACCACUCUAUUCCACUCCAGGAAUUGGAUCUUUCAAAUAACCAACUUGAUGGUCACAUACCUAGAGAAAUUGGUUUCAUGGGUGAUCUGAGGAGGUUGGUCAUCUCGAGAAACCGCUUCUCAGGUCUUUUGCCCUCUGAAGUGAGCAACCUUAGUGUUCUUAAUACACUUGAUUUAUCAGUUAACCAAUUCACGGGCCUAUUACCAGCUGGCUUACCAGAUUCUUUAAACUAUUUUAAUGCAUCAUAUAAUGAUUUUUCAGGCUCUGUUCCCUCUAAUCUAAUGAAAUUCCCUCAGACUUCAUUUUAUCCGGGAAAUUCAAAGUUGCUUUUUCCUCUUCAAACUCCAUCAUCCAAUGAAGGUGCUCCUAUGGUGGUUGGUUCUCUUGGACCCCAAAGAAAAAGUGUGAAUCGAGGUGUUAAAGUUGCAGUGACACUGGGAUGUGCAGUUGGUGUCAGUAUGUUGCUUCUUGUUGCCUUUAUCUUUCAUCGGAAAAGAGCUUCAUACACAUCAGAUCGUAGUGACAUUGACAAUUUUAGCAAUGUGUAUCCUUCAAAUGGGCCCUUUGCGAAAGUUCCCUUACAUUCUACUUCUGGUGGAUACAGUGAUCCAAAAUCUUCACCCUUGGUGUCCUUGAUCGUUUCUUCUGAGCACAUCCUAUCUCCAAUAAAGGACCCUGCAAUUGGGUUUAAGAGUCAAGGUACAGAAGUGGAUAUUCCCAUGGGUUUCUCACCUCCACGAGCUUCCGAGGAAGAAAAUCAUAGGGUACUUGGUGCCUACCCUCCCGAUCGGCUUGCUGGUGAUCUUGUUUGUUUGGACGAGACAAUGUUCCUAACCAGUGAAGAAUUGUCUCGAGCACCAGCUGAGGUAUUGGGUAGAAGCAUCCAUGGAACCUCAUAUAGAGCCAUCUUGGAUGGUGGGCAUUCAUUAACUGUGAAGUGGCUCAGAGAUGGGAUGGCAAAAAGUGAAAAAGAGUUCAGGAGGGAAGCAAAGAAGCUUGGUAAUGUCAGACAUAUGAAUGUUGUUCCUAUCAGGGGCUACUACUGGGGACCCGGACAACAUGAGAGGCUUCUAUUGUCAGAUUAUGUAAGCCCAGGAAGCCUCGCAAAUUAUUUGUUUGAUCUGCCGAGCAGGAGAACGCCCCCCUUAAUGUGGUCACAACGCCUCAAAAUCGCGGCUGACGUUGCUCGUGGCCUCAAUUACCUCCACCUUGACAAGGCCCUUCCUCAUGGUAAUAUCUGUGCAUCCAACAUCCUCCUGGACGGUACAGAACUCCAGGCACGCAUUUCCGAUUAUGCCCUUCACCAGCUCACAUCGAGCCCCACAUUCCCAAUCCAUCCACCUCCUGAAAUCUCAUCUAAGAAAAAGCCCAAACCCUCGUUUAAAGCUGAUACUUAUGCAUUUGGGAUGGUUUUGAUCGAGUUAUUGACUGGGAAAGAUACGAGUGAGUUUAGUAGGGAAAUUUCAGCAGGAAGAAAGUCUGGCCAAGUCGAGCCUGGAAGCCUUAUGGAUUGGGUGAGGAGGCUAGUGGAGGAAGAGCAUGGGACCCAGUGCUUUGAUGGGGCCCUCGUGGACGUGGAAGAAGAAUGCGAAGCUAUGAAGAGAGUGUUGGCCAUUGCUAUGAGAUGUGUUCUUCCUGCAAAUGUGCGGCCGAGCAUAAAGGUAGUGUAUGAGGAGAUAUCUACUUUGUGAGAUAUGUAGGGUGGGUGUAUGUUUUUCUUGGUCCUUUUUGUUAUCUUUUAUUGUUUUGUUUUCUUGGCCAUUUCUUCAUCUUUUUUUGUUGAGGGCCUGGAAAUUGUUGGGACUUGGCAGAGAGUUUAUAGUUCUUGCUCACACAUGCAUACGCAUGUAUACACGCACAGUCGACUCGAAGCUUUCUUGUAGUUCAGUCACAAUGUUGAGUUUCAAAUUUCACGAAGGUGUUGAGAGUUUUGUGCAGUGGGAUGCCAUUUGGUCAAAACUCAUUUCUGUCAUUCAUAUGAUAACAAAAACCAGAGACUAGAAGUGUGGCAAUUGAAUUGGGGGAAAUAUGAUUUUCUCUGAUUUUGGGGGAGAAUUUUGGUAAAUAUGGUGGAAAUUGGAUUGUUGCACGGUUUAAGUUUCCAUUCCUACCCUACCGAUGCUAACCCUAUUUGAAAACUAAUGGCGCUUUCAAAUAGCUGACUUAAUGUUAAAAAAAAAAAAAGAAGCAUAAAACCCUUAAAAUGGACUUUCUAAUUAAUU
Molecule: messenger RNA, 4901 nt
Organism: Amborella trichopoda
Lineage: Eukaryota; Viridiplantae; Streptophyta; Magnoliopsida; Amborellales; Amborellaceae
Product: LRR receptor-like serine/threonine-protein kinase GHR1
Biological process (GO): protein phosphorylation
Molecular function (GO): protein kinase activity; ATP binding; protein binding
Source: RefSeq, a predicted model, not a curated record